AUGAAGAAGAUUAGAGAUUUAUUGCUUUGUUUAUCGAUAGCAAUUCUUUCCUCAAUUUCAGCUGCUUCUGCUGAUCUGAUUCACGGCUGUGGUGGAUUCGUCGAGGCGAGUUCGUCUCUGGUAAAGUCAAGGAAGCCGAGUGCUACAAAAUUGGAUUAUUCCGAUAUCACGGUAGAGCUUCGUACUAUAGAUGGAUUGGUAAAAGAGAGAACACAGUGUGCUCCUAAUGGUUACUACUUCAUUCCAGUUUAUGACAAGGGUUCAUUUGUUAUUAAAAUCAAUGGACCGGAAGGAUGGUCGUGGGACCCAGAACAAUUUCCGGUUGUUGUUGAUGAAACCGGCUGCAACAGUAACGAAGAUAUUGAUUUUCGAUUCACAGGGUUCACGAUAUCUGGUAGAGUUGUGGGAGCAGUUGGUGGAGAGAGUUGUUCUGUGAAAAAUGGGGGUCCUUCCAAUGUUAAUAUUGAACUUCUGUCUCCUAACGAUGAUCUCGUUCAUUCUAUUGUAACUUCACCAACAGGGAGCUACUUGUUCAAAAAUGUAAUUCCAGGGAAAUACAAAGUUCGUGCUUCACAUCCUGAUUUGAAAGUUGAAGUUCAAGGUUCCACAGAGGUGGAAUUGGGGUUUGAAAAUGGCAUAGUGGAUGACAUUUUCUUUGUCCCUGGGUAUGAUCUUAAUGGUUUUGUGGUUGCUCAGGUAAAAUGCUUUGUGAAGAAAAAAGCUACUCUGGCUGCUGCUGCUGUGUAUUGUCCCCAAGGUUCUGGCGAGUCUGUGGGGCAAAGAAAGCCUCUCUGUCAUGCUGUAUCCGAUGCUGAUGGAAUGUUCACAUUUAAAUCACUUCCUUGCGUUACAAUUUUAUGCACACUCUGCUUAAAUUGUCUUGGUUACCAUCUUGUGUCUAUCAAGUCUGGAAAUGCCUGUCAUUAUGAGCUUGUUCCAUCCUACAAGGGUGAGAAUACAGUAUUUGAUGUUUCGCCUCCUCUCAUGUCUGUUUCUGUUGAGCAUCAGCACGUAACAGUUCCCCAAAAAUUUCAGGUCACAGGAUUUUCUGUGGGGGGCCGAGUAGUUGAUGGGAAUGACAUGGGAGUUGAGGGUGUCAAAAUCAUAGUUGAUGGUCAUGAAAGGUCUGCAACUGAUAAGGAAGGCUAUUACAAGCUUGACAAGGUUACGUCAAAUCGCUAUACGAUAGAGGCCAAGAAGGAGCAUUACAAGUUCAACAAGUUAAAGGAGUAUAUGGUUUUGCCAAAUAUGGCUUCAGUUCCAGAUAUUACAGCAAUCUCCUAUGAUGUCUGUGGUGUAGUUAGCGUGGUUGGUUCUGGAUACAAGCCAAAGGUAGCUUUGACCCAUGGACCUGAGAAUGUCAAACCUCAAGUCAGACAGACAGAUGGAAAUGGCAAUUUCUGCUUUGAGGUUCUGCCAGGCGAGUAUCGCUUAUCUGCUUUGGUUGCUACACCUGACAGUGCUCCUGGACUUUUGUUUUCACCACCUUAUGUUGAUGUUGUGGUCAAAAGUCCAUUGCUGGAUUUACAAUUUACACAGGCCCUUGUCAAAGUCCUUGGUUCCGUUACUUGCAAGGAGAAGUGUGGCCCAUCUGUUUCUGUCACUCUUGUGAGAUUGGCUGGUACACGUAAAGAAGAGAGAAAGUCUGUUAGUUUGACAAAUGAGAGUGAUGAAUUUCUCUUUCACGAUGUCCUACCUGGAAAAUAUAGGCUUGAGGUCAAACAUGUUUCCUCGAAAGCUGUUUCCAAUGAAGAUAAUUGGUGCUGGAUGCAGAGCUUCAUUGAUGUGGAUGUUGGUGCUGAGGAUGUUAUGGGAAUUGCUUUUGUUCAAAAAGGUUAUUGGAUAAAUGUUAUCUCAACCCAUGAUGCGGAUGCUUCCAUGACUGAGCCAGAUGGUUCGCUCAUUAAUUUGAAAAUCAAGAAGGGUUCACAGCAUACAUGCGUGGAAUCUCCUGGAGUACAUGAGCUGCACUUUGUUAACUCCUGUAUUUUCUUUGGGAGCUCGCCAAUAAAAAUUGAUACCUCGAACCCACUGCCUAUCUAUCUGAAAGGAGAGAAGUAUCUCCUUAAAGGACAAAUCAGUAUCGAGUUAAGCUUAGCUGAUGAUGGAUAUGAAUUACCUAACCAUAUCAUUGUAGACAUCCUAAAUAGUGAGGGCAAUCUUUUUGAUGGUACCACUGCCAGCCUUUUAUCACAUGGAAUUGAUCAAACUGGAUCUGCAUUGUAUGAGUACUCUGUGUGGGCAAAUCUUGGAGAGAAACUCACCUUUGUUCCUCGGGACCCAAGGAACAAUGGAGAGAAGAAGAUCUUGUUUUACCCCAGAGAACAAAAUGUUAUGGUGGCAAAUGAUGGUUGCCAGUCUUCAAUUCCCCGAUCGUCUGGCCGAAUGGGGCUGUAUGUAGAAGGAUCAGUUUCUCCCCCACUUUCUGGCGUUCAUAUAAAGAUUAUUGUUUCGGAAGACAGCAAAAUUACUCCACUCAAGAAAGAUGAAAUAGCACUUCAAACUGCCACUGGAAUGGAUGGUUUUUUUAUUGCGGGGCCUCUAUAUGAUGAUAUAACUUACAGAGUUGAGGCUUCAAAGCCUGGCUACCAUCUUAAACGCAUAGGACCUUAUUCCUUUUCUUGCCAGAAGCUAGGUCAAAUUUUUGUACACAUGUACUCCAAAGAUGAUGCUAAUGAACCCAUUCCUUCCGUGCUACUAUCAUUGAGCGGUGAUGAUGGUUAUAGGAACAACUCAAUAUCUGGGACUGGUGGAACGUUCCUCUUUGAUAACUUAUUUCCUGGCACUUUCUAUCUGCGCCCUCUACUUAAGGAUUCAUGUUCAUAA
Molecule: messenger RNA, 2826 nt
Organism: Dovyalis caffra
Lineage: Eukaryota; Viridiplantae; Streptophyta; Magnoliopsida; Malpighiales; Salicaceae
Source: the annotation of a GenBank genome assembly